Lepisosteus oculatus (spotted gar) is the source of this 1543-nucleotide messenger RNA. Lineage: Eukaryota; Metazoa; Chordata; Actinopteri; Semionotiformes; Lepisosteidae. The record is from RefSeq and is a predicted model, not a curated record.
GUUACGGUUUUCAAUUCGUGACUGGAAUCGAGGUGUUUUCCUGCCGUCUAGUUCCUUUUCUUAUAAUGUGGAAGGAAACCGCCCGCCUGGAGAUUGAAAUUGAUGCCCUUGUAACCCCAAUGUGACUGAAGCAGCGAGGGAAGAGGUUUUUUUUGGGGGGGGGCAAACUGACGGAAAGCCAGCCCUGACCGAGUAUGAGAGGAAGAGAGGUGGUGAGGGGGGCGAACCUGACGCGGUGUAUUUCGUCCGCUGACUGAAAAGUGUCGCUUUAAUUUCUACGACUACAAAGUAACGGUGCGGAGAAAUGCACUUGCGAGUCGUAGACAUUGUUGUUUUUUUUUUUUCCCUUUCUUCGUCGGCUUGCUGAGUGAAUAGCUUGGAGAGAAGGGGGAGAGAGACGGUCAGUCUAAAUGCAGAAGGAGCUUGGCUGGGAAUUCAGCUCACGCUUAAAAUAGAAGGACAUGCAAGCGCUCACGGACGAUAGCCAUGGGCGUCCCAGCCUGUAAUAAGGUACAUGCCGAGGAGAUCUACCUCAUCUGUUCAUGAAAGUUAAGCCUCGGCUUGGCUUUAAAUUGUGGUUCGGACAUGCCACGUCUGUUGCUGUGGUGUGACCCUCAAGAGGCUCUGAGCUUUGUUUGCCCCGGAAGCGUGGCAUUGCUCCUGCUAGGCUAACAGACUGACUCAGACCCAGUUAGACCCAGUUAGAGUGCAAGGAAUCUUGAGAAGCAAAUGGUGAUGUAGCACGGUCGAUACCAUGUGAAAGAUGAGCUUCCUGAAGCCUACUCGGAACCUGCUGCUGGCCUUGUGUCCCAUGCUGGUCUUGGGAUUCCUCUACUACUCGUCAGGGAAGCUGCACCUGCGCGUGUGGAGCCAGAAACCACAGUUCCCGGGGGAUCCACACUCCGUGGGACGAAUUGUAGGCUCAGUGUAUGACAAGCAGGGGUUCUUGCUGAAGCUGGAUGGUAAACUUUCACCCGAGCUGACCUACAAGUAUGGGAAUCUCAGCGAGGGAGCCUGCAAGCCUGGGUACGCAGCCGCCAAGAUGACUGCCAUCUAUCCAAAGUUCACAAAACCGGCCCCCAUGUUUCUGGACCGGAACUUCAGGCGGCUGAGCAAAGUUAAUAACUACUUACCUCCAUUUGGGUUCAAAACGCAAGAAAAAAUUAUCGACGCUAUCUUGUCAGCAACGAAGCAUUAUGGGCUGGGUCCAGAGCUGGACAGUUUGAGCUGUAAAAGAUGCAUCAUUGUUGGGAACGGAGGGAUCCUUGCCAACAAGUCCCUGGGCUCCCGGAUCGAUGAGUACGACGUCGUUGUGAGGCUGAACGAGGCCCCCGUGGCUGGUUACAUGCGGGACGUGGGCUCCAAGACCACCCUCCGUAUCACCUACCCCGAGGGGGCCAUCCAGAAGCCGGAGCGCUACGAGAAGGACUCCCUCUUCGUGCUCUCUGCUUUCAAACCCCUGGACUUCAAGUGGCUCAGGCAGAUGGUCUUCAGAGAGAGGCUGGUAAGUGCCCUACAGCGGGCCUGACGGGGGCGGCAGGGU